GAUUGAUCAGUCUAUCCUACUAUUACUUCCACAUCGUCGUCGACGCCCUCAGCCUUGCUUCGCGUGGUAUCUAUUCUGAGAUACACCUACUCGCGAUGGCCUCCCAGGAUACACUCCGGGAUUCAGGGCAAUCGGCUGCUGCUAUUAAAAGCCGCAGUGUGAGCCCCUCAGCCCAUCCGCAGCAGCAAUACAAUACCGCUUCGCCCGGCCUGACCCUGGAUCCGUCCUUCGCUGUCGCAUCUUACCAAGCCGCUGCGUCCUUCAAUGUCAACCCCAAUUCGAAUUCUCCAGGUGCCGAGUCCUACAGCUAUACCGCCGGCGGCUACCUCUCCCCUACCAGCGCGCAAACGCGGGCCCCGCCCGAUCAAGCCUUCUCUCACAGCCUCCAACUGCCGCAGUCCUUCGAUCCGGGUCUAGUCAAUCAGCUUGAGCACUCAUCAGGCCUCUCGCUACAAACCCAGCAUCAGCAACACCAACAGCCCCCCGAGGAAAACUUUUCCACCUUGUUGAACUCAAACCCUGCCGAUUUCGACUUCUCCCUCUACCCAAAUCACAGCCCCAACAGCACCACCGCGCCCGACUACGACUCCUCGCUGAUGCUUGACACUCAGAUGCAGGGGCAUCCACGACAAGUAAAUCAGGCGGUCAACCCGGCCGAUCUGGUCAGCCAGAUCUCUUCCCCUCACGCCGCAGCCUCUCCGCAGAUAUCUCCGCAGGAACAACAGCCUCAUCAUUCGUCCCCCGGCCCUAUGUCCCCUCCGGGCGCGACGCCAGGGACAUACUAUACCCCACAGCACUCCCGCCAUACAUCGUUGGAUCCGGCCAGUGCUGCGUACUUGACAGGCAAUUCGCAUUCGGAUUGGCAGAGCGUAAUGGGCAAUGCUGCUUUCCAGGGCCAUCGACGCGCCCCGUCGGAGGUGUCAGAGGUGUCAUCCGCCGCGCCUUCUCCGUAUAUGUCACAGCACGAAUCAUUUGACGGGGUGGAUAAUAACCCAUCCCCGCUCUUGGCGCCUCAGACGAACGACCCUGGGCUAUACGAUAACGCUCUCGGUAUCGAAACCUUCACCCUGUCUGAGCAGCAACAGCAGCAACAUCACCAGGGCAUCAGCCCGGCUCACAGCCCGUACAUUUCCCCGCAACUUAUGCCCCAGCAGGGAACCGAACUUAUCCCUACCAUGCCGUAUAUCUCUGCCCCUGCGGGGAGCCGAUACUCAUGUCCUCCUACGGAUAUAUAUGGCAAUGGAGCGGAAGGCGUCCUCAAUAUGUCGCAGGGAAACGCCCUUGCCGGGGACAUAGGUCAAGCGUCACAGAUGGCGCCGCCAUCUAUUAAUGUAGAGUUUGCGCCGCCUGCUAGAAACCCAAUAUUCCCCCCAGCCAAGCCAGCGGCCGAUCUAGACUCAUUGAGCCCGCCUCCUUCUAUGCGCUCUCGCAUGCGCAGUAAAUCCGACCCCUACGCCCACCCGGCUUCUCGUUCACGGUCUCCCGUGUCAGUCUCGAGUAGCCUGGAGCCUUUGGCUCCGUCGUCACCACGGUCGUUGUCGCCCUUCGACUCGAUGGGCCGCCAGCCGCAUAGCAACCCCUCGUCCCGGGAUCCUUCACCCUCCCGGUCCGGUCGUCGUCUGUCUACGUCAUCAAUCGACAGCCGCAACUACAUUCUGGGUCUCGCCGAUCCUCAGCGACCUGGAGCAAGCCCUAACGACUCCAAGCGCGUCCAGAAACAUCCCGCUACAUUCCAGUGCCAUCUUUGCCCCAAGCGUUUCACCAGAGCCUACAAUUUACGGUCCCACUUGCGAACUCACACGGAUGAACGGCCUUUCGUCUGCACCGUGUGUGGGAAAGCAUUCGCUCGGCAACACGAUCGCAAAAGGCAUGAAGGCCUACACUCCGGAGAGAAGAAGUUUGUCUGUCGUGGCGAUCUCUCACGGGGCGGGCAGUGGGGAUGUGGUCGCCGAUUUGCUCGCGCAGAUGCUCUGGGUCGUCAUUUCCGAUCAGAAGCGGGCCGAAUCUGCAUCAAGCCACUGCUAGAUGAAGAGUCUCAAGAGCGAGAGCGCUCACUCAUGGACCAGCAACAGCAACAGCAUACGGGCCACUUACAGCCGGUGCCGCCACCUCUCAUGGUGCCUGGAAUGGACGGUCAGCAUGCCAACGGAUUUGUUCUCCCAGCCGCGCUGCUGGCACAAUACCCGGCCCUACAGAACCUGCAGUGGGAUCAGAUUACUGCGUCGGCAGAUGAUCCCAGUGACAUUGGGGGCCGUAGCAGCUUUGACGCUAGCUCUGGCGGCGAGUUCGGGUACGACGACGACGAAUCCAAUCUCAGUAGUGUCUCUGGAAUGAGUGGAUACGGAAGUCCCCAGGAUAAUCUCUAUGUGAUGAAUAAUCAGAAUCAAAUGCUGAAUGUCAACCCUGGGGACUCGGGGUAUGUCAACCCCGAAUGGAGGGACCAACAAUGAGUGGUCUUCUUAACUGACCUUUACUUGGUCUUUAUAUUUCGCCUGAUCAUCGUCUUCUUUUUCUUCCCAUUUUAAGUUCAAUUUUUUUCCCUUUAACUUCAUACACAUCCCAUUUUUUCUCAUUUCUUCUAGCCGAU
Aspergillus alliaceus is the source of this 2587-nucleotide messenger RNA. It is a transcript of the gene crzA, whose product is annotated as putative C2H2 transcription factor Crz1. Gene Ontology annotation, biological process: regulation of DNA-templated transcription. The transcript has 2 exons. Bases 96 to 2450 code for a protein of 784 amino acids. The record is from RefSeq and is a predicted model, not a curated record. Lineage: Eukaryota; Fungi; Ascomycota; Eurotiomycetes; Eurotiales; Aspergillaceae. Gene Ontology annotation, molecular function: DNA-binding transcription factor activity, RNA polymerase II-specific; RNA polymerase II cis-regulatory region sequence-specific DNA binding.